Messenger RNA from Austrofundulus limnaeus, 4853 nucleotides. RefSeq names its product PPARGC1 and ESRR induced regulator, muscle 1a (gene perm1a). The record is from RefSeq and is a predicted model, not a curated record. NCBI's taxonomy places the organism in Eukaryota, Metazoa, Chordata, Actinopteri, Cyprinodontiformes, Rivulidae. Bases 556 to 4329 code for a protein of 1257 amino acids. Gene Ontology annotation, cellular component: nucleus; cytoplasm. The transcript has 6 exons. Gene Ontology annotation, biological process: regulation of DNA-templated transcription; response to muscle activity.
UGGCACACACUCACCAGCUCCUCUUUGCCCUGCAGCUUCACACACCUGCCUGCACGGCUGCAGUCGUGUCAUGUUUCAACGAUGAGGCAACCACUGACCAAUGAGAUGCGGUGAGAACGGUUAAGAAGCGUGGUGGGAACUCUCCUCCCAUCUCUUCUCUCUCUCUCUCUCUCUCUACCUGGGAACCGAGGCAGCCUCAGGGAGGGGCCGCCCAGCCGCCUGCUGUCUGAAUGAACACUAAACAAAAACUCGCACCAACAGAUGAUGACAUGACGAAAAUAAAGCAUGGAUCUUAUUUUUCCACCWGACGAAAACACAAAACUGGAAAAUUAGAGAAUGAGCUCCUGUGAUGCWACUAACAAUACAUCUUUUAAGAUAUUCUUUAGAAUUGCAGACGUGUUUGGAUUGUUUGCUGUUGAUCAAAACCAAACUGGGCCAAUCUUCUGCUGUGGUCUCAUAUUUGACUUUUGGAUACUUUGGUGAACAAAGAAGUUUAUGGUUAACUGCAAGGUGUUUUUUCAAGUGUGUGUUUUGUUGAACUGAGCCCAAAUCAAAAUGGAUGACUUCGAGUACAGCGUGGAGAUCAGUGAUCGGGACUGGAAGUCCUUCUUUGCGGAGUGCGAAGAGUGUAGUCUACUUCCUCCUUCAUUAGCAGGUAUAGACGAUUCAGGGAUGAGUGACAUGGAGGAGCACUUUCUUGCUCAGAGGAUGCAGAAAGUUAACUCAACGCCAAAUUUCUCAAAAAAUGACCUCCUUAGCGACAACCCCCUGAACUGUGUGGGGUCUCCUGUGCAGCACAGCUUUGGUAAACAGGGACUUGGAGUUGACAGCAUUCUUUCGGGCAGCGAGGAGGACAUACACAUGCAGACUAUCAAUGUGUUUUUUGAAAAGCUGAAAGGUCUCACCGAGGUUCGGCCAAGCCAACAGAGAGUUGGAAACAAUAAAGGGUGGAAACAAGAGGAGGAGGCUGACGGGCGAAAAGCCAGUGGGACUUGUCCCAAGUUUAAAGCACAGCAUGACGGGGCUGAGGUGGGAUUUGGGAAAGAGACCGUCGAGCCUGUCGACACAAUCAGAAACUUAAACACAAAGAAAAUCGUUGAAGCCGAGUCCGACCUUUCCUCGCAGUCUGCAACCUGCAGUAAUUCUGCAUCCAAAUCAGCUGAAACUGAGUUAUUUAUUGGAGAGGAAACGUUAACCCCAAAUAAUGAGAAAACACAGCGGAGUCAGCUUCAAGACUCACAUGAAAGGGCUGUUUGCUCUGAAACGACCCCUCCAUCCUACAAAGUGGAAAUGUGCAGGAGUAUGGAUGACAUUAACCAUGAAGGCUGGCUGAAGCAUCAGGAAAUUCUCAGUAAGAAGUACGGUUUGAGGAAGGACCACGUCCCUCAGGAGCUGUCGCCAUCUGUCUCCACGAAGAGGAAGAGGAGAAAGAAAAGACGACUCAGCAUGGAGGUGGAUGAAGAUGAAACACGCGAGAGGCAUGCUUCAGCCAAGCAGAGUGACUCGAAGGAGGAGCUGCGUACGUUCAAAGAAGGAGGAACGCAUCUGUGUUUUUCUCAGGAGGCAUUCGAUUAUUUUAAAGAACCACCAACAAAUCUGACGUGCUUUUACGCGUCCAAUCCAGUCAUCAAUAGUUUUACAGGAAAUUUAUUCGCUCAGGACACCAAAAAUGAGUUUCCUCAAUCUGUUUCCCCAAGUGAGAGUCGAAGCCAACAUUUGCAUCCGAGUAGAUCCACAGAAACAAGCGCUGCUGAAAAUCAUUCAACUAACCUCAGAUCAGAACCACAGCUAAGUCAAAAUGAUGAUGAUGUUACGUCUGCAGCAAUCAGCCGUCCAAAUGAGGCAACAAACGUACAAACAUGCAACAAAUUACYGGGAAGGAAUCCAGUUUUUUGGCCACCAGUUUCUGAAGGAGGAAGAGAAAAAUCUGAAAGUUCGAAUCAGGAUGUGAAAACAAGAGAGCUUGAUAGAAUGAAYACGUCUGUCAGUAACUGUGAAGAAAAACUAAAUUUGAAGCGUUCAACACCAGAGGUCAAAUCAGUCAGUCUGCUACCACGUGGAGAGUCAUGUGCUCCUGGUGUGGAAGUCCGCCAAAAUGAGAAGCCAUCUACUGCUAAGUCAGUCUUGGCUGAAGAGGCUGGAAAUCCGGGCCAAGAAGAGCCCACGCUGUGUCAAAGUGAGGCUGAGCCCCAACAACAGCUGGAAAACCACUGUCACAACACAAAUCAAGGCCUCACUAUACUGAACAACUCUCACCUUUCUGUGUUUUYAACUCAACCAGGGGCAUGUUUGCUCCCAGAUGAGAGUUCUGACAAAGAUGCCUGCACUAAUUUAAAGAUGAACUGGAAGAAUCAGCCAUCUAUUUGCUGCUUGUCUGAAAAUCUGCCAGACRAAACAAAACAGGAAAUGGGCUGUCCUAUGGAGGCUCAAACUUCUGAUAUUUUAUCAAAGAGUCACACAGAAAUGGAAAAAACUCAGCUAGAACCGUCACAAAAAUUGAAUUUAACAAGUCAGAGUCCAGAAACUCAAGUUUCCUUGUCUGAUGAAGUAAAAGUAAGUUCUUUAGAGGGCACGUAUGUGCCGUCAGGCUGCACUCCGGAUGCAAAAUCUGUCAUUUUAAACUCUAAUGAAGACUUCACAGACAUGUCACCAAGUUUGUGUUUAUCUGCCACAGAGCAUGAAUCGGUUCAAGCAGACCAAAAGGAACAUGACUCRGUAAACGUUGAUGACAAAGAAGAAGCUGCACCUGGAGCUACAAACCAAAAAGAACUGAAGAGUGAUUUCUUAAGUAAAGCAGAGGAAACUGCAUCUGAAGGUCUAGACAAACCUGAAAAGACGGAGAACUCUGUGUUUGCCAUGUCCUCUUUUUGGAAUGAAAUGGAGAAACUGACAAUAAACGAUAUUUUGGGUUUAAAAAAGCUCAGUAAAGCAGCUCGGCCAGGACCGCUCCCAGCUCUGCAGGAAAGUGAGGAGACCGAUGUGUUUCCUGUGGCUGAUUCAGGCCUUUUUACCCCAAUGGAAGAAUCCAAACCUGAACAAACCCCUGAAGUAAUUAUUACUGAUUCUUCUGCUUUAAAAUCUGUGAGCUGGGAGAAUGAACCUGUCCCAGUGAGCCCAGGUGCUGAUAUUAACCUGGAGAGUCCUGAGUCCGUUUCUGACGCAUCUCAACCCUUUCUGACUGAAAUGGGUCCAAAGUGCCUCAGAAAAAUUGCCAAAACUAUCAGUGUGCACAACUUACAAGCUCUGGAUUCUAAGUCUUUGAGCUACAGGUGCAGUGCGGGAAUGAUACAAAUUUUGGAGGAUAAAAAAUCAGAACGUUUGGAGUAUUUGACUGAGAAGGCUACACCAGUGGAAGACGAAGAAAGUCAUUUUUUACCUUCAUCCUCCACAGAUAGCUACAGCUUCUCUUUCUCUGAUAUUUUUCAGUACCUCUUUGGGGGAAAGCAGGAGGAAGUUUCUAGCCAAUCAGUCACAGAUGAUCCAACCUCCUGCUACACCAGCGGAAACUCUGUCCCUGAAACAUACGACCACUUCUUCUCAGAGUUUGACGGUGAAAGCUUCUUUUAUCCACUCACAACAGCAGAAGAGGAAAACAAAGACAAGGCCGUUCCCAUAUACUCGUAUUCUCGCUCGACUACAAAAAAUAUACAGUUCCCAGAGGCCUACGAGCAUUUCUUUGCAUCUUCCUCCUCUGACGACUCUUCAGUGGAAUCUGAUGAAGAAGAUAUCGUCAGCCCUGUGAAGGUGGUGAGCAGGUUCACUCGUACGGCGAGCUCCACACAGCUGUCCAAAGACAUGUACGAGGAUUUCUUCUCAGACAAAGACCUCAGAGAGAACCUUUUCUCCUUAAAGUCACUCUCCUUCAGGAAAAUUAAUUUCUCAGCCCCYGCAGACCAAACUCGGAACCCAAACUCCCUCGUACCCAUGAGGCAGACUCACCAGUACACGCUGAAGAUCGGUGCUCCGCUCAACGUGACGGGAGACCAGGAGGUGUUUCCCAAUCCUCUGCUCUACAACUUGGAGGACAGGAUGUCCAGACAGCUGGCACUGGAGCCUUUCACACACGAGGAGUUGCAGGCGACUGUUUCAGAUCCACGGUUAGAUGUCCCAUUCCUGCCGCUGCAACAGUCAGACAUGUGUCUGGUUUGUAUUGCGUUUGCUUCAUGGGUGCUGAAAACUGCAAACCCACAAGUGGGAGACGCCUGGAAGGCUGUUCUGCUGGCGAAUGUAAGUGCUCUGUCAGCCAUCCGAUACCUGCGUAAAUACGUCAAGGCCGAAUCAGCAGCCAGUGAGAAGAAAUCACAUCUGAAGGCUCUGACAGAUUUUUGAUCGUUCUGCCACUAAAUGUCAUUAUUGAUUUUUUUUUCUAUGAGCCACUGUAAACCUCUGCAGGAACUCAGUCCUCAGAAGAAACCUCUCCUGUAUGUGUUGGGUCAUGUUUGCACUAGAAUUGCUUUUCUUAGGUAUCUCUUCACAGAAAAUGUGUCUCRUUAACAUUUUGGUUGACUUUAAAUCUCUUUAAUUUGAAAGCRUUUGUAUAAAGUACCGGACGACCAAAGGCAGGCUUUGUAAAUAUUGUUCAGUWUGUUUUGAAGGGGAGAAAAGAGGCAGGUUAACUCUGAGCUGUGUAGAUAAUAAUAGAUGGAUGUGUGAUAAAAUAGAUUAACUUGAGAUACUUUAAGAAGCAUUAAUGUGCCUUUGUUCCUGUUUGUUUUUAUUUCAUUACUUUUAUGCUGCAUAAGCUUUUAUUUUGAAGUUUGUAAAAUAUUCUCCCCACUAAUUUGUUACAUUAAACAUAGCAAUAUAAUAAUUUCAUUAAACCAAAAGAACAAUUUACUUUAAAAACUGAUCUG